CGGGGGAAGUUGAGGCCCCCGUGGGGAAAGGGGACGCGCGGGCCGGGCAGGCCUGACCGGAAACGGCGGUCCGGGGGGCGCGUCUGGGUCCCCGGCCUGUUUCCCCUCCCUCGCCGCUCCUUCCCGCUUCCCGAGAAGCCCGGGUUCCGCUGCCGCCGCGGGCGGGCUGCGUGCGGCCUUUGAUCCGCCGGUGAUUACGGUCUGGGUCCUCGCGGGAGGCUCAUUCAUUCGACCCGGCGCGGGCGGCGGGCAGGAAGCGCGUUCGCCGGAGGGGAAAUGACUGGGCCAAGGUCAGGCACCGCGUGGCCCGCUGGACCGGGGCGGACGGGGGCCGGGCCUCAAGGCCACCUCCAGGGCUCCCGGGCGCCCAGCUGUGCUGCUUGACUACCCCAUCCCCACUCCCAGGCCCGACCGCAAGGGGGGACACCCCAGUUCGUGGAGACGGGGGUUGGGCAGGCACAGGAUGGUGGCGUCCCACGACGGAAAAGUGACCCACAGGCUCUCCCAGUGCCCGGCCCCAUGCUGGGCACCGGGACAGGGUCAAGAACAAGGUCCCGGAGCGGGCUGGCAGAGACGGGGACCUGGACACGGAGUACCCCCUCCCCCAGAGCAAUUGUGGGAAGGCCUCCCGGCACAGCCCCGUCCAGAGGCGUUCAGGAAGGGGUCACUUGGUGUGUGGCUGCCUGGUGCCGGGCUGUAUUGGGCAUGAGGACACAGUUGGGAGUCAGCCGGCCUCUGCUCUGGGGAAGCACGGUCGCUGUUGAUCCCCGCUUAUCCCGUAAGACCUAAGCCUCUUGGGCUAAAUGCAGCUGGCGUCCACCUGCCUGCUCUUGCUGCAGUUCCCUGUGGUCCUGCUCAGCCCCGAGAGCAUUGGGACCAGAUCCCCACGUUGUUAUCUCUUGUCUUAGCUUUUUCCCCUGGAAGUUUUCCAGAUCUAAUCCCCACCCGCACACCCGCUGAGCUGAGGAACGGGAGAACCCCAAGGGCUUAUCAGCAUGCCUGACCCAUGAGCAUCCGUGUGGCCUUAGAAGUGCUGGGGUCAGACAGACCUGAGUUCAGAUCCCAGCUCCAUACCUGGUACUUUGUGACCUUACAGCGUAAAUGACUCUCUCAUCUCAGUUUCUGCCUGGGUGAAGAGGAAUGGUAGUACUAGCUUUGACUUGGUAGGGAAGCUGUGAAUGCGUGUCCCCCUCCAGAGAGCUGAGUGGAAGGUUUGUAAGAAAGGCUCUGGAGCCAAGCAUUCCUAGGCCAGGCCUUGCCUCCUGUCUCUUCCAGCAUGGUGACCAUGAACCUGUCACUUCCCUCUUUCCUCAUUCCCUGUGGUGGAGAGCACAGUCCAGCAUUUUCUGGAUAAGGCUGGUCCUGUGCUGGGCCCAUGGGCAAAGUGGUCCUGGCACAGCGCUCUACCAUGGGGUGGGAGAGAAGGGUCCCUCGGUGCGCGUUUCUUGAGGAUCCCCUAUGCCAGACCCAGAGCUGGGUGACACUGGGUGGCAGGUCCUGUCCUGCAGCAGCUUGGAGGCCUGUCGGGGACACACAUACAGAAGAACCAGGGAGAGGGCUGGGGGAUUUCCCAGAACAUCCCUUCCGGGAACUGUAGGUGCCCAGAGGGAAGCUUGUCCCUGUGGGAGGUGGUGUAUCUUGUGUCUUGAAAGACAGGGAGGGAUUGGCCAAGAGGACCCUGGGGCUUGGGGGAAGGUGAUGGUGAGCUCUGGACUCGCCACUCUGGCCCGUGGCUGCAGUGACGGUAGCGGUAGUCAGUGCUGGGGACACAGCUCCCGGGGCACCUGUGCUCAGACACAUGUCAGCCUCCAGACCUUGCUCGCUUGUCCUCCAGGCUGCCCAAAGCCUCAUGUGUGCUGGGGCCUCCGGGAGCCAGCUGCAGCUUUGGCCUCUUGGUGACAGAUUAAAUUUGACGGCACUUGCUUCCUGAGCACUUCGCAGGCGCCUGGUCCUGUGUCUGGUCCUCGCUGUCCCAAGCUCUCUGAGGUCUUGGGAUGGGGUUGGUUGCUCCCAGUUCAGGGGCGUGGGAUGGAGCCCUGGGCCCCAUGGUUGCACUGGGAACACUGGCCUGCACGCGAUUCCAGAGCUUGGCCCUUCACCGUAAUGCCACGGGCUCUGAUGACUUCUUUUUUUCGGCCACGGCUGGGGUCUGGGGGAGACGGAGGUUAUCCUCAAGACCUUUUCAGUGUCUGUUAUCAGGUAGCAGGGGGUGCGUUGUCAUGAAGGGUCACUGGCUGGUUCAGGGCACCCCAAGCCCCAGCCUCUCGUUUCGGGGAUGACUCACACUGGUGGCAUCAGUGGCUUUGUCGUAGUAGCACGGAGAGCUGUGGCCUCACGACCACCGAGCAGCCAGCCACAGGAGCCUGGAUGGGUGGCCAGGGGCCCUGAGCUGCUCCCGCCGGCCACCUGGGGCCACAGGCCAAGACUGUAAUGAUGGCUGUUAAGGGAGCCAGUGCCAGGAUCCUGAGGGUGAGGAGGAAAGGAACGAUGACCUUGGCGGCUGGCCGACCUGGCUGGAGUCUGGUGCCUCUACUUGGUGGCUGGCUCUCUGAACUUGUGUGAACCCCAGCUUCAACAGUUUCUUGUCAGGGGUUGCCAGGCACAUCCUGGGCGCCUGGCUUCCGGCUGAGCGCUUCACACACGUUAACCUCUGAUCUGGACGCGGGGCCGGGAGGGUCAGGAGGCACAGAGGCCAGACCACCUUGUCCAAGGUCACAUGGCUGCGGGUGGCGGGGCUGAGUUGGACUCUGGCAGCCUGCCCGGAGAGCUUGUUCUCUCCUCUCUGACGGUGUUAUGGGCUUGGGAUUGUGAACCCAUUGCAGUGGGUAUGAGGGUCUGACGUGUAGUCUGUGCUUUGAAAAGAGAGGACACUUGAGCUGAGGGAAGGGAGAAGUCUGGACAGGCUUUCUAGGGGAGCUGCUACUUUCACUGGGGAGAUUGGGCAAGGUGGAAGGACGUAAACGCCCCCCUCAAGAAUGGGGGUCCGGCCUGAUUGAGGGGUGACAGACGGAGCGUGGCCUCUUUCCCCCCUAGAGAGUAUUUUUGUUUGUUUAAGCAAUUUUCAGUUACUUGCCCAGACGAAGGAAUGAGGAGCAUUGACGGACGUGUCUGAAGACUGGAUGCUGGGUGUUCCCGGACGGUGGCAGGUGGCCUCCGGGCUCCUGCCGCACCUGCCGCCAUAAGCGCACAGGGAGGCUCUAGAAAUUCCUGAUACCGGUUUAUCUUGGAGAUAGUGGGGAAUGGGGGCCAGGGCCUCUGGAGUUUGCCGCCUGCCUGCACCCCCGGGAGGGCCACACAGGGUUGGAGGCGGGGCCGGCUGGUGCCCCUGAGGAUAGGGGACAGCGGCCGAGGGCAAGGGUGAGGCCUAUGUGGCUGGGUGGGAGGCCGAUGGGAGAGAGCAAGCCAUGAGGUAGGCUUACUGUGAGGCAGCUGGUCAGUGAAAAGAGGAAGAAAGCGGGGCUGGGGGGCAGGGGAGCAGGAUCAGAAGGGACUGCUUUGGUCAGCUCUUUCGGUGUGCUGGGAAACCCGAACGAGGCGCAGAUUGCGUUCUGGGGAAGUGCGGCCUUCCCGGCCGACUCCGGGAAGAUGGAAGAAGUCUGAGCAGACUGCCAUUGUGGAGGAAAUGGGGAAAGUUGACAGAGGCCCCCGUUUGCCCCCCAAAAAAGGGCUUACGGUUCUGAUGGUGUUGCCGACUUGCUCUCAGCGUUGGAAGAACAGGGACCCAGACAUGGAGCUGCGGGAAGAGGCCUGGUCUCCGGGGCCGCUGGAUUCCGAGGACCAGCAGAUGGCCAGUCACGAGAACCCAGGUCCUCAAGCAGGUGCGGGCUCUUUAAGAGCAAACACGAAACCACAGCUACAAAGUGCUUACUUCACCCAGCGAAACACCCAGUCUGAGUCACAACCCCAGUUUUCUCCAAACUUCUGCCGUGGAUGGACAUCCUCAUCAUGGAUGACGAUGACGUCCCCAGCUGGCCCCCGACCAAGCUGUCCCCGCCCCAGUCCGCGCCCCCGGCCGGCCCCCCGCCCCGGCCGCGGCCGCCUGCGCCCUACAUCUGUAACGAGUGCGGCAAGAGCUUCAGCCACUGGUCCAAGCUGACGCGGCACCAGCGCACGCACACGGGCGAGCGGCCCAACGCCUGCGCCGACUGCGGCAAGACCUUCUCGCAGAGCUCGCACCUGGUGCAGCACCGGCGCAUCCACACGGGCGAGAAGCCGUACGCCUGCUCCGAGUGCGGCAAGCGCUUCAGCUGGAGCUCCAACCUCAUGCAGCACCAGCGCAUCCACACGGGCGAGAAGCCCUACGCCUGCCCCGACUGCGGCCGCAGCUUCACGCAGAGCAAGAGCCUGGCCAAGCACCGGCGCUCGCACAGCGGCCUCAAGCCCUUCGUGUGCCCGCGCUGCGGCCGCGGCUUCAGCCAGCCCAAGAGCCUGGCGCGCCACCUGCGGCUGCACCCCGAGCUGUCGGGCCCGGGCGUGGCGGCCAAGGUGCUGGCGGCCAGCGUGCGCCGGGCCAAGGCGCCCGAGGAGGCGGCGGCGGCGGACGGCGAGAUCGCCAUCCCGGUGGGCGACGGCGAGGGCAUCAUCGUGGUGGGCGCGCCGGGCGAGGGGGCCGCGGCGGCCGCAGCCAUGGCGGGCGCGGGGGCCAAGGCGCCGGGGCCCCGCUCGCGGCGCGCCCCGGCCCCCAAGCCGUAUGUGUGCGUGGAGUGCGGGAAGGGCUUCGGGCACGGGGCGGGGCUCCUGGCCCACCAGCGCGCCCAGCACGGGGACGGGCUCGGGGCGGCGGGGGGCGAGGAGCCCGCGCACAUCUGCGUGGAGUGCGGCGAGGGCUUCGUGCAGGGCGCAGCGCUGCGCAGACACAAGAAGGUGCACGCCGUGGGCGCGCCGUCGGUCUGCAGCCGCUGCGGACAGAGCUACUACCGGGCGGGCGGGGAGGACGACGACGACGACGACGAGGCUGCCGGCGGGCGCUGCAGCGAGUGCCGCGGCGGGGAGGGCCGGUAGGGGCGGAGGCCCGGGGGGGCAGGGCCCCUCGGGCUUGGCGGGGACGCUGGCGCUGGACCCGGAGACCAGAGAGAGGCGGACAGAGGGGCGCCACCAGCGGCGGGUCUCCUCUCCCCCUUCCCCGCCCCCGCGGUCGGCGUGGAGCCAGGGGCGGCCCGGGGUGCUAGGGCCCUCCCGCCCCCGCCCUGCCCCCUGACCCGGCCUGGCCUGCCCUUCUGGUUCUCUGCGAGCCCGGGAGGGACCGUGCGUGAGAACUGGAGACCCAGGGACGCCGGAGCCCGCCCCUGGACGACCGGCGCCCCGCCCCUCUUUCCCUUGCCCUGCCGCCCCCGGGGCUUGCGAGGAGCCUUCCGGGUCAGAAGGGCCAUGCGGGGGGGGGGAAGGGAAAGAGGGUCCUUUUCCCUUUAGAGUUUUCUUUUAAUCACACCCGCCUCCUGACUGCACCCUGCCGUUAUUUUGUCUCUGCCCUGCGGGUCCUGUUGUUUUUUUGGCCCCCGUCCUUCCUCUCCUCCCCGGGGUUGGGCCGGGAGGAGUGCUGGAGCGGGACUAGCCCCUGGUCCCCGCGUCCCCGCGGAGCUGGGGUCCGGUCUGUUCCCUGGCCUGGACACGGCGGCAGGAGGGUGCGGGGCAAUAAAUGGCACUAUCCGAUUGUC
Lutra lutra (Eurasian river otter) is the source of this 5654-nucleotide messenger RNA. It is a transcript of the gene ZNF787, whose product is annotated as zinc finger protein 787. The transcript has 4 exons. Gene Ontology annotation, cellular component: transcription regulator complex; PcG protein complex. Gene Ontology annotation, biological process: regulation of cytokine production; negative regulation of transcription by RNA polymerase II; regulation of immune system process. Gene Ontology annotation, molecular function: DNA-binding transcription factor activity, RNA polymerase II-specific; RNA polymerase II cis-regulatory region sequence-specific DNA binding. Lineage: Eukaryota; Metazoa; Chordata; Mammalia; Carnivora; Mustelidae. Bases 3931 to 5001 code for a protein of 356 amino acids. The record is from RefSeq and is a predicted model, not a curated record.